AUGGCCGGAGCCUGUGCUCCCAUGUCGCUUGCCAUGGCCCUUUCCCCUUCAUCCCGCGCCCUCCUGGCCUCGCCUCGGCUGUGCACACAUGUGUGCGCGCCCGCGCUUGGCCGCGGCCACCUUAGUCGCCCACACGCCCGUAGUCGCCCGCUACCGUGGCCCGCUCCUGCUGCUGAAGCUGCAUCGCCCCGCCCGCGCCGCUCGGUGCUGCGCUACUGCCGCUGCUGCUUCUGCUUGCUGAAGCUGCUACUAGCGCUGCUGCUCUCGACCGCUCCCUGCUCGCCCGCUUCCACGCCCCCCUGCUGCGCUUCGCCGCCUGCUACCUUCGCCUCUGCUGCCGCCGCUACUGCUGCUCCGCGUGCUGCCGUCUCUGCUAUGGCCCCGCUGCCGCGCGUCGGCUGCCCCGGCUCCGUCCGGCGCGCCCGCCCCAGCUCCGUCCGACGCGCCCGCCCCAGGCCUCCAUGCCGCCUGCCCUGGUCGCUCGCCGGCGGCAGCGCUGGCCAAAUCCAGUCGCGGCUGGCAAGAGCCACCACCGAGUCGGGCCAGCCCCUGAUUAGUUUAGGGCCUCAUCCCCCUUCCCCACUAAUCUGCUGCUAA
This is a messenger RNA of Aegilops tauschii subsp. strangulata, 597 nucleotides long. The record is from RefSeq and is a predicted model, not a curated record. NCBI's taxonomy places the organism in Eukaryota, Viridiplantae, Streptophyta, Magnoliopsida, Poales, Poaceae.